AUGGAUGAACAUGUCGCUGCUAUGUGUGAGCAACUUAUCAAGGCUGUGAACGUUACCAUGGAUCCGGAAUCGAGUCAAAUAUACCGGCUGGAGGCCCUAAAGUUUUUCGAGGAGUUUAAAGAAAAAAGUCUCCUGUGUGUCCCCUGCGGCUUUCAUCUCGCGGACAAAGCUCAGCCCGCGCAAAUCAGACACUUUGGCUUGCAAAUUAUGGAACACGUCAUUAAAUUCCGAUGGAACGAUAUGCAGCAACAUGAGAAAAUCCAAGUCAAAGACUGCACCAUGCAGCUGUUGUCACAAGGUACACAUCCCAUCUUAGAAGAGGAAAGCUACAUUAAAGACGUCCUCUCACGAGUUGUGGUGGAAAUGAUCAAGAGGGAAUGGCCGCAGAAUUGGCCCAACAUGCUGGAGGAGAUGGAAACGCUCUCAAACGAAGGGGAAGCCCAAACUGAGCUGGUUAUGCUGAUCCUGCUCAGGCUGGCAGAGGACGUGAUCACCUUCCAGACGUUGCCUCAGCAGCGGCGCCGAGACAUCCAGCAGACGCUGUCGCAGAACAUGGAGAGCAUCUUCAACUUCCUCAUGGCCAUUCUACACGCCAACAUCGAAGACUACCGAAAGCUGAAAGUGUUGCCACAACAUGAACUAAAGGCCAGAGCUCACUGUAGAGUGGCGGUGGUGACCCUGAGCACGCUAGCCGGCUACAUCGACUGGGUUUCUCUGACGUACAUCACAUCGGACAACUGCCGUCUGCUGGAGAGCUUAUGUCUGCUGCUAAGCGAGCCGGAGCUUCAGCUGGAGGCCGUGGAGUGCCUCCUGAUCGCCAUCAGUCGAAAGGGCAAACUGGAGGAAAGAAAGCCGUUCAUGUUGCUGUUUGAUGACGUCGCCAUCAAUUACAUCCUUUCUGCAGCUCAGUCAGCAAAUAUUCCUGCCACCCCCACACAACCAGUAGAGGUGGUGGAGCGACGGUACGUGUUCCUCAAGAGGCUGUGCCAAGUCCUAUGCGCGCUCGGAAAUCAACUCGUCUCUCUGGUGGGUUCAGACGUUAAAGUGGAUGUUCCCGCAAACCUCGGCAAGUACUUGGAAGCUUUGUUGGCGUUUACAACACAUGCAAGCAUGUUUCUGCGCUCGACCACCCUGCUCACAUGGGCGUCCAUCUUCCGGCACGAAACUCUUUCCCAAGAACCCGUCGUCGUCAAAAUGACCAUCAAGUACCUCAAAGCGUCCACGACCAACCUCGUCAAGACGGGAUUUCCGUCCAGGAACGAUCACCCGAGUUGCCAGUUCUCGCGGGUGGACUUCGACAGCGACGAGGAUUUCAACGCUUUCUUUUUUUCAUACCGGUCGUGCCUGGGACAAGGCGUGCGCUGUGCGUGUCGGAUCGUUCCCUUAGAGGCGUUCGAGAUGUCCGCCAUGUGGCUGCGAUUACUGCUCGGCAACAUUAACGAACCACGCGAGGGCUUAUGUCCGCGCUUGUCCGCUCCAGCUCUCGAAUGGGACGCCGCCACUGUGUUCCUGGAGUGCGUGGUGCCACAUGUGUUGAAGACUCUGGACGAGGAGAAGUUACCGGUAGACGUGAGCAUGGAGCUGCUGGAGGCCGUGCUAAACUACGACAGCCAAGACCCUCACGUGGUAUCCUGCGUGCUCACCAUCGUGUCCACCCUGUUCCCCUUAAUCCAACACAGACUUCAGUUCCUGCCUCAGGUCCUUUUCAAGCUGUUUGAAACGGCGACAUUUCAGCCGGUUCAGGAAGCGAAGGCACUACGUAGCCGAGCCGUAACCAGCGUGAGGAGACACGCCGGCGCCGCCCUCAUCAAGAUUUGCCGGGAUUUCCCCCAGUUAAUUUUGCCGUGUUUCGACAUGUUUUACGCCCACGUGAAGGAGAUGUUCGCCGGCGACCCGAAGCUAUCCUUCAUGGAGAAAGGCGCGUUGAUGGAAUCUCUGGUCCUCAUCAGCAACGAGUUCAAGAAUUUUGACAAGCAGAAGGCGUUCAUAGACGAGCUGUUAGCUCCCAUCAUGUCUGAGUGGAUGUCUGACACUAUUAAACAAGUGCUGUCCAACCCCGUUCUGUUCCUCGCUUUCGUCGGAGCCGAUCGGGUGGUCGAAGAGCAGCUGGGAGAGGUGGACGACGUCGGCCUCAACAGGGCAAAGCUGGGCUUCUGUUUGAACACCAUGCUCUCUGUGAUCAAGCGGUCGCGUUGGCCCGCCGACCCGCAAGCGGCCGAGGCCGGGGGCUUCUUGGCGGGCUACUCGCCUUUAGGAGCGCCCAUCUACAAAAAUCCCGCUGCCGCCCAGUUUCUAGCCUUCCUGCCCAACCUGCUUGCUCUAAUCAGAACUCAAAACAGUUUAUUCAUGCCGGAGAACCGAGCUCGCCUGAGCGAGACAUUCACCCGAGUGUACGAUCUGAUGGACGGGGAGAGGAACGUAGUUCUCGGUUUGGCUAAUCCCGUUCAGGAUUCAUACGACACGCCAACUUUAAAAACCAACUUGGAACGCAUGCAGGGAUUCUUCUGCCAUAUGUUCGAAAACAGUUUUCACCUUCUAGGAAACGGCGGGCCUUCCCUGCAGCAGGAGUUCUACAACAUCGACGGACUGGCGGAAAAAAUUUCCGCCUCGGCUUUCUUCUCCCUCGACCACGUGCCGGACUACAGACUUCGGCCUAUUCUUCGCAUAUUUUUAAGACAAAUGGUGCUCUCGUGUCCGGCGGAAUAUUACGACAGUCUCCUAUGCCCUUUACUCGGGCCCAUCUUCAGCUUCAUUCUGCAGUGUUUAAAACUGAAGUGGAAUGUCAUUAACCAGAGAGCUGCUGCCAAUGGUGAGGAAGAAGAAGUGGUGGUGUGUCAGGAGAGUCAAGUGACGGAAGAGAUAUUGGAGGAGUAUCUGGUGCGCCUCCUCACUCGGGAGGUUCUGGACUUCAUCACUGCCAGCUGCAUUUCUCGAAAAGUUCCCGAACCGGCUGGCAGUAAAGAGGAAAUUGAAGAGGACGACGUCAUGAUGGACGCGACGCAAGCGUCGUCCACCGCUGCCGCCACAGAAGAACUCACCGACCUGGGGAAAAGCCUCCUCAAGGAUGAGAAUAUCUACAUGACGCUGUUGUCCUUUACAUUCACGUCGCUGUCGUGGAAGGACGGCGCUUAUUGUCACCGCACGGCUUCCAUCAUUUGCUGGACGCUUAUGCGGCAGGUGAUCGGCAUGAACCUCCUUCCCGAGGCCGUCUCCUGGAUCUUUGUCAGCGUCCUCAAGGGCCUCCAGAUGCACGGGCAGCACGAGGGCUGCAACGCCAGUCUCACUCUACUGGCCAUGCAGAUCUACGACAACCUGCGGCCUCACUACACCGAGCUUCGAGCGGUCAUGCACCAGAUCCCAAACAUCGACGUGAAGGCUCUGGACCUUUACGAUCGCAGGCUCCUGGAGCCCAACAAUACGCAGAAGGUCGCCGAGAAAAAGAGGAAAGACCAGUUCAGGAAGCUCCUGGCCGGGACCGUUGGGAAAGCACUUUGCGAGCAGUUCAGAAAAGAAGUCCACAUCAAGAAUCUUCCGGCGCUGUACAAGAAGGCCAAACCGGAGAAGGACGUGCUGUGUGGCGACGAGACAGCCGGGCUGACGGUGCUCUUUAGCCCGCAGCGAGACACUCUCAGUAAAAGGGGCGUACGUCACGGCCCUUUCGCUCGUCAGGAUGGGAGGGGUCCGCCGAGCCGGGGAGGGGUCUGCCCGCCGGAGAAGAGGAGCGUCGCAGAUCGAGCGGAGCGCGAGAGCAGCCGGUCGCCGGGAAGAGACAACUGGAAACAAGUGAGCGGGGAGCGCUGA
Molecule: messenger RNA, 3801 nt
Organism: Nerophis lumbriciformis (worm pipefish)
Lineage: Eukaryota; Metazoa; Chordata; Actinopteri; Syngnathiformes; Syngnathidae
Source: RefSeq, a predicted model, not a curated record